CCCGCCCCGGGGCGCAGGGAGGGCGCCGCGCAGUUUCCGGUGGGCCUUCGCUUUCUCGCCCUGCUGCUUGCGUGCCCUUGGCGGCCUGCGCAGACCUUCGGGAGCACCGUUCGGGUGCAGGCCUGGUGUAGUCUCCUGUCUGGACAGAGUGAGAAGAGAACAAUGCAGAAGGACACCAGCCCUCUAGUGCCUUUGCAUUGGUUUGGCUUUGGCUAUGCAGCACUGGUUGCUUCUGGUGGGAUCAUUGGCUAUGCAAAAGCAGGUAGCGUGCCGUCCCUGGCCGCGGGGCUCCUCUUCGGGGGUUUAGCAGGCCUGGGUUCUUACCAGCUGUCUCAGGAUCCGAGGAACAUUUGGGUUUUCCUAGCUACAUCUGGGACCUUGGCUGGCAUUAUGGGAAUGAGAUUUUACCACUCUGGAAAAUUUAUGCCUGCAGGUUUAAUUGCAGGUGCCAGUUUGCUGAUGGUUGCCAAAGUUGGACUUAGUAUGUUGAACAGACCUCAUCAGUAGUAGUCACGUCCUACCUUGGACUCAAGAAGAAUUAAAAAUCUCUAAACUUCUACUCUUUUCAGUGUAUUAAAAGAAAAAAUGCAGCAUUUCUACAUACUGUGACAUUCUACUUAAAAAAAAAAAAAAAGACACUGAACUUGGUCCAGAGAAAAAAAUUCAGUCAUUGCCAUUACAAACCUACAGAAAUGGCAAAUAUGUAACAGGAACUUAAUAAUACACUCAUACAGUUUGAUUCUUACAUAUUGAUGUUACGUCUUCUUUCUGUGUCUAUAAGUAAAAUCUCAAGGGGUAAAAUCUUAGGUGUCAACAUUGGGGGCCCUGAAACCUCAUGCCCUGCUCAGAGGAACAGUAUGAAAAAAAUCUCUUACGAGAUUUUAGGAUAUCUGUUCUUUUGCUCAUCUUAGAGCACAGACCUACUUUGAAAUUAUGUUAAAUGAAAUAUGAAUGAAAAUAAAGUUUACUAUAAAUAAUA
Molecule: messenger RNA, 979 nt
Organism: Lemur catta (Ring-tailed lemur)
Lineage: Eukaryota; Metazoa; Chordata; Mammalia; Primates; Lemuridae
Gene: TMEM14C
Product: transmembrane protein 14C
Exons: 6
Coding region: 163-507 (114 amino acids)
Biological process (GO): regulation of heme biosynthetic process
Cellular component (GO): mitochondrial membrane
Source: RefSeq, a predicted model, not a curated record